Sorex araneus (European shrew) is the source of this 4813-nucleotide messenger RNA. RefSeq names its product progestin and adipoQ receptor family member 8 (gene PAQR8). The record is from RefSeq and is a predicted model, not a curated record. The transcript has 2 exons. Lineage: Eukaryota; Metazoa; Chordata; Mammalia; Eulipotyphla; Soricidae. Gene Ontology annotation, cellular component: plasma membrane. Bases 175 to 1239 code for a protein of 354 amino acids. Gene Ontology annotation, biological process: response to steroid hormone. Gene Ontology annotation, molecular function: steroid binding; nuclear steroid receptor activity.
GCCGGGAAGGGGCGGAGCUGCGGGGCGCGGGCGCCGGCGCGCCUCCUCCCGGCCGCUCCCCCCGGCUGCGCCCGGCUCGGUCACCGGCGUUCGCGGGCAGCGGGCAGUGCGGUCGGGCCGGCUGGCGGCGAGCACAGGCUCAGCCACUGCCCUCGCGGUCACCCUGCUGCAGCCAUGACUACGGCCAUCCUGGAGCGCCUGAGCACGCUCUCAGUGAGCGGGCAGCAGCUGCGCCGCCUGCCUAAGAUCCUGGAGGACGGGCUGCCCAAGAUGCCCUGCACCGUGCCCGAGAGCGACGUGCCCCAGCUCUUCCGCGAGCCCUACAUCCAUGCCGGCUACCGCCCCACGGGCCACGAGUGGCGCUACUAUUUCUUCAGCCUCUUCCAGAAGCACAACGAGGUGGUCAACGUCUGGACCCACUUGCUGGCGGCCCUGGCCGUCCUCCUGCGCUUCUGGGCCUUCGCCGAGGCGGAGGCGCUGCCCUGGGCGUCCACGCACGCCCUGCCGCUGCUGCUCUUCAUCCUCUCGUCCAUCACGUACCUCACCUGCAGCCUGCUGGCCCACCUGCUGCAGUCCAAGUCGGAGCUGUCCCACUACACGUUCUACUUCGUGGACUACGUGGGGGUGAGCGUGUACCAGUACGGCAGCGCCUUGGCCCACUACUUCUACAGCUCCGACCAGGCCUGGUACGAGCGCUUCUGGCUUUUCUUCCUCCCGGCCGCUGCCUUCUGUGGCUGGUUAUCCUGCGCCGGCUGCUGCUAUGCCAAGUAUCGUUACCGGAGGCCUUACCCCGUCAUGAGGAAGAUCUGUCAAGUGGUGCCAGCAGGCCUGGCCUUCGUCCUAGACAUCAGCCCCGUGGCACACCGUGUGGCCCUGUGCCACCUGGCCGGCUGCCAGGAGCAGGCAGCCUGGUAUCAUACCCUCCAGAUCCUCUUCUUUCUGGUCAGCGCCUACUUCUUCUCUUGCCCAGUCCCUGAGAAGUACUUCCCAGGGUCCUGUGACAUUGUGGGCCACGGGCACCAGAUCUUCCACGCGUUCCUGUCCAUCUGCACGCUCUCCCAGCUGGAGGCCAUCCUCCUGGACUACCAAGGGCGCCAGGAGAUCUUCCUCCAGCGCCACGGCCCCCUGUCCGUCUACACUGCCUGCCUCUCUUUCUUCUUCUUGGCCGCCUGCAGUGCGGCCACCGCCGCCCUCCUGCGGCACAAGGUCAAGGUCAGAUUGACCAAGAAAGAUUCCUGAAGCUGACGGGGGAGGCGAGGGGUGGUGGCGGUGGUGGUGGUGAUCCUGAUAUGGGGGUGGGGGAAAUGAUACCCGUGAAUAGGAGGCAUUUUUUUGUUGUGAAGAAUUGGCUUUUAAGAACCAGUAACCCUGCAGCAUUAGACAGCCAAAGGACUUAAUAGAAGGAGUAUUCCUAUUCCCUCUGGGCCACAGCCUUAAAAGGCACGGGACGGAAAAGGACCUUGGCUCAGUUCAUGACAUGCCGAAUUAAGGAGACUCUCUUCAUACCUGAAAGUUCCAGAGAAUUCUGACUGUGGCCGGCAGCGCAACUCCUAGAGCUAUAAGAUCAUGAAAUCGCACUCAAAAGCCAGUGGGUGGCUGGUCCACACGGUAGGGGCGUGAGCAUCUUAUAUACAGCGCUGGCUUCUGGGCCUUGGACAAGUGGACCCAAUGGCUUUUGGAUUUCAGAUUGUCCAGGGUGGAGAAGUGAGAAUCUUCAAGGUGAUUCAGUGAAACCCUUCGACAUAAUGAGCCCCCCGGUUGCUGCUCUGGGUCCUUCAUCCUUCUCUCUCGCCUAUUCUAACACUGACCUUUUGCUCAAGAUGGCAUCUGCCUGGCUGUCGGAAGUGUUUGUCCUCCCGCUCUCUGCCUUGCAUGGUCAUCUAGAGGUCUAGGAAGCAGUCCUCCUAGCAGGAAACGCUUGGAUCCCGUGUGGAUAGUCCAGAAGCUUAGCCCCAUCUAAUAUUAGUGUGAAAUCAUACCAGGAGGUACCAGUGCCAAGAGCCACCAAGCACGGAUACUGUUUGGCAUUCAGGCCCCUCCUCUUCUGCCCCUGUCAGUGCAGGUUACUUGAGCUAUAUUAGAGCUGCCUUACUGGCCAGGAGAUCUGGAGCGUUACUCCAGCGUAUCUCCUGCAGACUUUGACCAGCAUGUUCAAAAACUUGCUGGGGAGAGUGAAUUGAUUCUGAGGGUAUCUCUAGAGAAGCAAUUACUGCAAGAGGAACCCAGGGUCCAUGCAGCCCUGUGAAGGACCCACAGUCUUUCCCCCUCCCACUUCACAGUCCCCAAGCAGGCAUCUGGGCCUCGACUUAGAGUAGAGCCAUUAAAAUAAUCAACUCCCAACACGGGUGAGCUUGGAUGCUCUCUGAGGGUUGAUCCCUGAAGGCCCCAUUUGGGUGAGGAAGGAGGCCUGGAUUCCCUGUAGUCAGAACAUCUCUGCUUGGAACGUCUCUGCCCCCCUAGCUUCUGCAGCAGAGGACGUGUUCUGGCUGUGCACCCUCUCUGAGGACUAACUUCUGCAUGAAUCCAGCAACAGGGUGCUGCCUGGGACAAGGAUUACGGAAACCUUUUGGUCAGGGGCUGAUUUCCUAUCAGUAUGAGUCUUAUUUACAAAACUAGGGAAGGGGUUGGUGUUUACUGCAAUUUCACAAACCUCUUGGAUUUCUAGGUAACUGGAUUGUCUUCAAAAUCUUUGAGUUGAUUUCCCCCCCCUUUCCUCCUUUUUCUGGGAGAUGUGUGGGUUUUGUGCCUUAUCAACGAAAAUGUAUGAAAACUGAUACUAUGGCCAUGUGGAAUCUUCAGUCCUUGUUUUCUAAUCAGGACAGGAAAGAAAUCUGAGAAAACCAGAAUUGCUAAUAAUGGAAAGACUUAGCCUAUGGCGCAUCACCUAAGGAGGUGGCUCAACCAGCACAGGUGCUGGAGGCCCAGGUUUGAGCCCCCAGUGCUCUGUGUUUCCCCAAACAACUGGAGGGAGUGACACCUGAGCAUAAGACCGGGAGUAGUUUCCCCCAGCAUGACUGUGGGAGAAAAAAAAAGGCAUAAACAAAUUCAACUGGUAUUUGGCAAAAACAGCAAACAUACUUAACUGCACUUUCCUUUAAUCUUCGUAUUCAGCAAGUCUUUUCAGGGCCAGGAUAUAGCCUAGUGAGAGAGUGUCUACUUUGCAUGGGUAAAGCUCUGGGUGCCAUCUCUAGCCCAUCAAGGAAAAUAACAAAAGGAAGCAGGAGAAAGUCGUGUGCAUUUCUUCAACAGAUUUCUCCUUCUAACCCUCAGGCACCGGGACUUCAUCUUACACAAGCUUCUGAUGUCUUCUGGGUCACAUUCAUGCCAAAUAAAAUUUAUAAAACUGAACCGGGUUGAAGUAAACAAGGGGUUGGGGCAUUGUGGAAAUAUAUCGCAAGGUGGGAAGUCAGUUUCAAGCAGGGACUGGGAAGUGUUUGACAUGUUCUAGAUCAUGGAUUCCAAGACGAUGUGCUUUUAAAAGCUGAAAGGAAGGUGUGAAGUCUAGCUCUUGAACCUCAGCAUGGCAGUCCAGGUGGACAGAGAUCUUCAGGAUAAAUGCAGGGUUGUUUUUAAAAGAGAAAACGGGAAGUCGAGCAAUGAUCCAUGACUGGUGCAUUAGCCUGCCCAGAGACAGGCGGGGACGUGGUCUAGACAAAGUAUGACAAACUACAUUCUAUUGCCGUGAAGAUAUUAUUUUUGUUUAUGCAAGUAUUGGUCCCUCAAGUGAUUGGAAUUCUUUCAAAAGGUUUUUUUACCAGGCCAAAGAGAUUGUACCAGGGCACUUGUCUUGCACACGGCAUACCCAAGUUCCAUUUCUGGUGUUGCCUGGAGUGAUCCCUGAGCACAGCAGGUGUGGCCUAAAACCCCCAAAUAAAAUAAACAAAUAAAAAAGGUUUUUCAGAGAUAUCUGAGACCCAUCAAGAUAGGAAACUCUCUUAUUGGAGAGACACCCACUUGGCAGUAGAAAUAUAUAUAUGUGUGUAUACAUCAGAAAUGCAGAUAUUUUUUAGCCACCAAACAUUUUUAUACAUUAAGUCCUCUUAAAAGCAUAUUUAUGACAAUGAGAUUAUCUAUAAGGACAGACCCAGUUGGUUUAAAAGGAAUAACUAAGUAUUUAAUAUAGGAGGGGUUAUCUUACCACAUCACAGUCAAGAGUUAACACCUACUGAUCUUUCUCUUUUCUCUCUCUACUCAACUGUUUAUUUCCAUGGAGUCUUUCAACCCAUUAGAAUGCAGAUGUCUUGGAAAUAACAAAACUGUCAGUUAUUUAUGCGCUGUGAAUAAAAAUUCUGAUGGAUUUAUGUGAGACCAUCCUCAGGGUAAGGAGAGACAGCCAGACUUCAGACUGGGGAUGUGUUUGCCUGUUUUACUCAGCUAGAACUUCCUGCCUUGUGUUAACUUAUGAGCUAACGCUAAUAAUACUCAGAUGUUAUGGGUUCACUCUGCUGCAAGUAGCUCACUCUAUAACAAUAUUCUCAGCCUUCUACUGAAAGCUUGGAAUAAUAGCUGAGGCCUUGGGGUGCGAGUCAUUCAUUCCUUCCUCUGCUGGGCCCCUGUUUCCCAGUGGUACCGUAAUGCUUAGAAACCUUAGGUUCUGUAUUGCUGCCGUAGUUCCAGAUGGACCCUCCUAAAGGGCACUCACAUUUUUUUCAGAGAUCUCGGCCAUCGUCCCCAAGGCAUCAGCCCACUAAUUGUGUUGUUUCUCAUGUUUUGCUUGAUAUGAUUGCCUGGUAAAGAAGAAAUGGAACUGUUUUCUGUCUGUUUAUAUAAAUCUACUUACAUGAAUGACCAUUAAACAGAUUUUGUAUAUGGA